ACAGUCCAAGACUACAAUCUGCUGAAACAGCAAGUUUCAGUUCUCCAGUGGUCUCAAGUGGAAAGAGAACUGAAACAUGGCUACUACACCCUCGUCGAAUCUUCACGAUGCUACACUGUCGAAGACUUUGAUUGAAGCAAAACAUCGACUGGGGUCUGUCUAUUUUGAAGCAAGACUCAUUGAGUGUCCAAAAAACGCAAUCGAACUGAAGAAGCUGUUGAAGAAAUAUGAUUUUCUAGAAAGGGAGUAUCUAAAGCAAGUGAUUGAAGUUAAUCGUGGGCAGCAGAUGUUGAGUUUGUCGCUGACAAACUAUCUAAAAGCAGGUAGACCCCUCAGCUCACAGGAAAUUUUCAGCCAUUCGCGAUCCCACCGUCUUACGUUACCUCUUCCCCCUGGUUUCCGCUUUCGGUCAAAUGGCGAAUCAAAACAAGUGCAACUGAAAUCAGUGCCCACAGAAAUAGAUGGACAAAAAUGUUGGAAGAACACAAAUCAAUGGCGGAAGCGACAGUAUGCUUUGCUAAACUCCGUUCUUCGCGAUACCCAAGUGAUAAAAACGACCAGUAACGAGGACACUGUUGGUGAUAGCGACAAAUCCUCAGCAGACGAAUCCAAAAGUGUAAUCACAAAGGACAGCAAAACCGGCAAAUCACUGUGUAAUUCGAGAUUUGCUUUCAAACCUGGUUCCAUUAACUUUGGUAAAAGUACUGGGAAGAUCCUUAAGCAGAGACGCUGCACACGAAGCUCCCUGCGUCCAGCCUGUUCGGCUUGUCAGUUUAAACUGAAAUACUCUGAUGAAGGUUUACAGAAAAUCCAACACACCCAGAAAGAACCACUUCGCCGGUGGCAGAUCCCUCCAAAAGGCAUUUAUGUUCAGGCCCCAUUUAACUUUAACGAGCUCAACAAAAUAGUGCGAGCAGCUCAGGGUUGCAAGGGUUCAGAUAUUUCUUCCGAAGCCGAGCUAACGCAGACUUUUCCUGUUGGCCGCGGAGAUGGUAAAACUGAUGAGAACCUCAAGAAAUAUCCUGCCAGAAAUGGCAGCGAUGCCCAACGACUAGCGAGUUCGGCUGCUCUGACAUCAAUCCUCCACAGAGCAAAAUGUGAGAAAACCAGGAGAAUUCCAUCCAUAAACGCGUUGGUGAAAGAUCAAUUAAAUUACUUCGGGGAGAGAAGAUCCUCAGUGAGCUUUUCGCCGUCCGCCACAAACUCCUCUACCGUCGAGCCCGCAUCACAACAGAUGGUGGUAUCUGGCAGCUACUGUGUAACUUCCCCAAGUUUGCGCAGAGGACGCACAAUGUCCCGCCUCAGGCAUCUCUCUGUGGACGACUGGAGACCUAUUCUGGAAGAAGAAAGAAAAAGGUGUGCCUUCAACGUCGAGCGCUUCCUAGAAAAAUUACCUGGAAGUUACAUACAAAAGGUGAAAUCCAAAGAUCCGGACCUGUUGCCAUGGGCACGAAGCAAAGAUUAGAGGAACAUCUUAUUCAUAAAGGACUCCAUCUUACGAUUUUAAUGUAUACUGCCGAGAUGCACGACAUAA
Messenger RNA from Liolophura sinensis, 1534 nucleotides. RefSeq lists its product as uncharacterized. The coding region runs from base 77 to 1465 and encodes 462 amino acids. The transcript is spliced from 2 exons. The record is from RefSeq and is a predicted model, not a curated record. Lineage: Eukaryota; Metazoa; Mollusca; Polyplacophora; Chitonida; Chitonidae.